Messenger RNA from Danio aesculapii, 1628 nucleotides. RefSeq lists its product as uncharacterized. Bases 94 to 1266 code for a protein of 390 amino acids. Lineage: Eukaryota; Metazoa; Chordata; Actinopteri; Cypriniformes; Danionidae. Gene Ontology annotation, molecular function: RNA polymerase II cis-regulatory region sequence-specific DNA binding; DNA-binding transcription activator activity, RNA polymerase II-specific. The transcript is spliced from 10 exons. The record is from RefSeq and is a predicted model, not a curated record. Gene Ontology annotation, biological process: positive regulation of transcription by RNA polymerase II.
CGCGAAAGGAAGACAGAUUGCAUGUGUUUAUGCAUGUGUAUGUAACUCUGCUAAAAGAUCUACAAAAUUAAAAAUAGACGACACAGCAAGGACAUGGAUAAAGAGUCUGUCACAGACACUGAGUCUGAAUCAGCAUCUCAAUGGGAUCCAAAGAGUAGCACUGAAUCUGAGAGCUGGAGUGAGGGCAACAGAGAAAACAAAAGUAAAAAAAGAAAGAAAACAAGAAAACAAACCUCAUUAAUCAAGUUAUCAAGACAAUCAAUUGAAAAGAAAGCAGAACUUGAUGUCACAUGUGGGGAUAAAGAAGGCAUCCUGAAUCUGGAGAAGUAUAAUAAUGACAUUCAGGAGUGUAUCUUCAGUGAAGGCCUGUGGUUUACGCCGAGCGGCUUUGAGAAGUUUGGAGGAAGGGAAAGAAGCAAGAAGUGGAAAAGCAGCAUACGAUGUGAUGGCCUUCCAAUCCAAGAUCUUUUGGAUGUGAGAAGAGCCAGCCUGAUCUCACGAGAAAACAUGAUGCAGACAGACGGAGACAGUGCAAGCACAGGGCAGAAUAAAACCAUCAACUCUGAAUCAUUAAACCCUUUAAAAGAUAUUCCAGAGACCUGGAAAUCCUUGUUUUCCAAAACUGUAAAAAUACAUGUGUGUAGAAAUGAAGGGGAAAUACUACAGAAGGAAACAACCCAGACAGAACAUACAGACAGUUCUUCAGAAGAGUCUGUAUCUGUUGCUGAAAGAGUUAAAAUGAGCAGGAGAGAUUUUGUGAUUUCAAAUGAAACUGUCAACAGAUUGGUGGAAUCUACCAGCAGUGAUAAAGAACAUACAGACAGUUCUUCAGAUGAGUCUGUAUCUGUUGCUGAAAGAGUUAAAACGAACAGGAGAGAUUUUACGAUUUCAACUGAAUCUGUCAGCAAAAUGAUCACUCAAUGGGUGGAAUCUACUCACAGUGGUAAAGAUUCUCCUGCACACCCCACUGAUGUUCCAGAGCCUGCAGGAUAUUCGGUCAUAGAGGAGGCAGUUCAACCUACAGAAGAAGUAGCAGCUCUGCCCAGCUUCAGUUCUCCUCCUGCUCAAUGGCAGAACCCUGUUGAACCAGAAGAGACUCCGCAAACAGGCCAGAUGCAGUUAUUUGAAUUUCUGGCUAAACAGUUUAAUACUGUUAACGACACCCUACAAUCAAUCGAUGCAACUUUAAAGAAGCUGGUAGAAAAGCAGUUACAAGACUCUCUGCCACAUUAUAACCAGGAGCGCCUCGCACGUCAUGAAAAGUAAAGCGCUGGUUUCUUUGAUCGCCCUCUAGUGGCUGAAUGCAAUACAUAUCACAAACCACACCCAUCUACAGUAUGUAAACGAGUCCAAACAAACAAAAACAAUUACAAGUUCAAUAAAAUGUCCUGAAAAGGUUCCACAUUUUUCAUUUAAGGUAGUUUGGUCAUUUAGAUUGUUUGUUUUUGUGAUAAGUUUGAUUUUAUCUAGUCAUUUGAAGCUAAAAUACAGCAUGUCUUUAUGAUUCAUCAUGAACUUCCGGAGCUUUGACAGGAGAUUGAAGCUCUAACCAACUAUUAAUUUUAGAUUUGUGUUAUUUAACACUUUUAUUAUUAUUUGUUGGUGUCGUUUGUUCUCUUAACAUUAAA